Acytostelium subglobosum LB1 is the source of this 1707-nucleotide messenger RNA. RefSeq lists its product as hypothetical. Gene Ontology annotation, cellular component: membrane. NCBI's taxonomy places the organism in Eukaryota, Evosea, Eumycetozoa, Acytosteliales, Acytosteliaceae. Gene Ontology annotation, biological process: cell surface receptor signaling pathway. The coding region runs from base 1 to 1707 and encodes 568 amino acids. Gene Ontology annotation, molecular function: transmembrane signaling receptor activity. The transcript is spliced from 4 exons. The record is from RefSeq and is a predicted model, not a curated record.
AUGUUACAAGUGAAUGCAACGGCGUUGAUUGAUGGAUUGAAGAUAGUGUGCCCGUCAACUUAUGAUUCAGAGAAUAUUUACAAGUUCAUUUGUAAUCGAGUGUUUAGACCAUGUAUCAACACGACUGGACUCAAUGGUUCGGUGCAAGCGACGGUGCCACCGGUGUUCCAGACUGAGUGCUAUGAGGACUGCGACAAUAUCCUCACCAACUGCUCAAAGAUCAUCCCAAUUAAUUUGGAUUGCAAUGAAAAGUAUGCUGGCAACACCAACGCCUUCUACUAUCCCAAAGAGAAGAACACCUUUGACAUGAGCUUCUGGGGUGGUCAAUCCGACGUGACCACUCAAUGUCUCUCACUGAGUACCAUCAACUCUGGCAACUUCACUCCUCCAGCAUUUGUUUGUCCAAAUCCACUUAUUUACAGGAACUCUACUGGCGCGGAUAAGAAGAGAGACUCAGAGAAUGGAUAUACUUUUGUUGGCGACUUGCCAUGCGUGUUCCAAUGCCCCUCACCAAUCUUUACCAAUCGCCAAUGGAACAUGUUCUUUGAUAUGAUCAGUAUAACAUCGAUCAUAUCAUUCAUGUGUACGACAUUUACGAUCUUUACCUACGUCGUCCUGAACCGUAACUACGAUCGACAUGCCAUCUGCAUCAUAUUCAUAUCAUUCGGACUCUGGUGCGUCAACUUGACCGAUCUAAUCUUCAUGGGACAAGGCUGGAAGCUCCAAUGUCCCGAGAUUGGCAGACAAGGUGUUCAAUCCGAUGCCAGCUGCGGUUGGACUGGCGCCAUCUUCCAAUUUGGUGUUGUCACCGCCAUCCUUUGGUGGUCGACCAUGGCCUUUGACCUCUGGUUGGUGUUGAGAAAGGUCAAGACUGCUAGAUCUUAUGAGAAGUACUACAUGGUCGUACUCACUUUAGUCGCUUUGUUCUUGACUGUACUGCCGGCUGGAUUCAAGAAGUACUCAGCUACUUUUGGUGGUCUAGGUUGUUGGAUUGGUGACAAUGCAUGGCUCAAUGGUGUCUUCUGGGGACCUCUGACCGUCUGUAUAUUCAUUGGUAUCCUAUUCAUUAUAUUGAUUCUUCGCGAAGUCUACAAGGUCGUCACACGAGUUGACACAGGAAAGAAGAAAUCAUUGAGAUUGGUUAGAUAUAAUUUGAAGCCAUUCUUGAUGAUCCUUGUUAUCUUUAUAGAGUUCACUUAUAUCUUCUCGUACAAGUUCUACUUGCAAGCCAAACAGGAUGAGAUCGAAGAGAAGAUGGCAAAGUGGGUUAGAUGUCUGGUGGCAUCUCCCUAUGACAGCAGCAGCAACUGUGAGCUUAACCCCGUACCCUUUGGAGCACAAUUCUUCUUCUUCUUCUUUGUGCGCUUCCUCGGCAUUGAACUACUGUUGCUAUACUGCCUCAACCGCCGUGUCAAGCUCAUCUGGAUGUCAUCAGUCUUCUUCCAGAAUCGAUUCUGGACCAUUAGCUUCUCCCACAAGACCAGUCAUGCAUCAUCCUCUGAGAAUGUCGCCGCAGCAAACAGGAGCAACAAGAAUCUUGGCGGUGGUGGCGGAGGCAAUGGUGGCGGUGGUGGCAACGCUGGGCCAUCAAGCAACUCUGGCGAAGACAAGGUCAAAUCGGCGACAGGUUCAGGAAUGUCUACAACAAGCGAGGAUGAUGAAGAGGCAGCUGGGGGUCUAGAACUGUCAAACGUAUCAAAGUCAUAA